AUGCUGGUCUUCGUGCUGGGGCUGUCAGGGCAACGGGCUGGUGAUCUUCACCGGUGUGCGGGGCCGACGGGCCAAGCGCGCUCCGCCGGACAGCCUUACAUCGGCAAACCUGGGCUGGCCGACCUGUUCCUUCGAUGGUCGACCCUGCCGCUUGGCCGCUACACGGGCUUGCGCUUUCCAUGGCCGUCGGCUCGGCGCUGUGCAGCCUUGCAGCUACGCUGCGUGCUGCUCACAUGCGGCUCUUGGCUGCGGGGGGCGUGGCUGGCCCUGCCCGCCCUGCUGCUGCGCGACACGCAGCCCGGCCCGGCCGACAACCUCACGGUCUGCGACAUGGACUUCAGCGGCGUGGCCAGCGCGCAGAGCGAGCGCUACUGGCGGGGCGCGCUCAGCCUGGGCACCACGGCGCUGGGCUUCCUGCUGCCGCUGCUGCUCAUGACCCUCUUCUACUGCUGCAUCGGCGCCAGCCUCAGCCGCCACUUCCAGCACCUGCGCAAGGAGCAGGAGAAGCGGCGGCUGCUGCGCAUCAUCGCCACGCUGGUGGCGGUGUUCGCGCUCUGCUGGCUGCCCUUCCACCUGCUCAAAAGCCUCUACGUGCUCAGCGAGCUGGGGCUGCUGGAGCUGCCCUGCGCCUUCCUCGCCCUCGUGGUGCUGCUGCACCCCUAUGCCACCUGCCUGGCUUACAUCAACAGCUGCCUCAACCCCUUCCUCUACGCCUUCUUCGACCUGCGCUUCCGCGCGCAGUGCCGCCUGCUGCUGGGGCUGCGCCCGGCGCUGCGCGGCCCGGCCGGCUCGGGCUCCUCCACGCUCAGCGCGCAGACCCAGAAAUCCGAGCUGUACUCGCUGGCCACCAAGGUGUAGGGGCGCCCGGACGCACUGACGGGCUCGGAGCCCGCGGACGCUGGACAGGCGCCGCCGGGAGCUCGGCGCGGUUCGGCGGCGCUCGAUCGCUCCUGCUCCGGGGUCCGCAGCAGCAGCCCCGACUCUGGCUUCGGCUGCGCAGUGCGAGAGAGCUGCCUCUGCGCCCACUCGGUCCCAGCCCUGGGCCCUGCUCAGGGGGUCCGGGUUGCCCGCCCGCCCGACCCGAUUAGCGCCCGGGCUGGCUCGGCUCCGCCGGCCGGGAGCCCCUGGAGCUGGGCUGGUCCCUGCGGGCGGCUCCCUCCCUGUAAACCAAUAAAAUAGUUUUUCAGGAACUCUGCAGCGCUGGUCGGAUUCUUGGUGUGGACAGCGAGAGCCCUGGGUCCGGUCGGGGGCGCCGGCCGAUGCUGAGUCCGCUUCGGGCUGUGAAUGGUGGGUCCGGGGGCUGGGCGGGGUCCGCUUCGGGCUGUGCGGAGUCCGGGGGCUUUGCAGGGUCCACUUUGGGCUGUGAAUGGUGGGUCCGAGGGCUGUGCGGGGUCCGGUUCGGGCUGUGAAUGGUGGGUCCGGGGGCGAUGGUGGGUCCGAGGGCUGUGCGGAGUCCGGUUCGGGCUGUUAAUGGUGAGUCCGGGAGCUGUGCGGGGUCCGGUCCGGGAACUGUGCGGGGUCCGGGGGCUCUGCGGGGUCCGGUCCGGUCCGGGAGCUGUGCGGGGUCCGGGGGCUCUGCGGGGUCCGGUUCGGGCUGGGAGCUGUGCAGGUGGGUCCGGGAGCUGUUCGAGGUGUGAGUAGUGGGUCCGGGAGCUGUGUGGUGUCCGGGAGCUGUGCGGGAUCCGGUUCGGGCUGGGAGCUGUGCGGGGUCCGGUCCGGGAGCUGUGCGGGUGGGUCUGGGGGCUCUGCGGGGUCUGCACUUACACCAGAGUAAACCUCCCACCUAUGGAGACAUGAGCCGACGCCAGCCUGCCUGGAGCUGGAAGAAGUGGUGACAUGAACCAUCGGCAGAAGCAGGAGGUGCCGGGCAGUGUCAGAGACCAGUAGGUACCAGUCAAACCCUGCAUCUCCAGGCUGCAGCGAGCUCCGGAGCUGGGAUCUUCGCCGUAUAAAUUCCCUGGUCCUAGAGUGGAAACCACCACAAAUCCUGGGCCAAAUCUAGCGGCUGCUGGUGACAGACGCCUGGGUUAUAACAGCACCCAGGGGACACAGGCUAGAAAGGCUGCUCUGCUGAGCUGCUGGGG
Molecule: messenger RNA, 2084 nt
Organism: Chelonoidis abingdonii (Abingdon island giant tortoise)
Lineage: Eukaryota; Metazoa; Chordata; Testudines; Testudinidae
Product: apelin receptor-like
Biological process (GO): calcium-mediated signaling; neutrophil chemotaxis; immune response
Cellular component (GO): external side of plasma membrane; membrane
Molecular function (GO): C-C chemokine receptor activity; C-C chemokine binding
Source: RefSeq, a predicted model, not a curated record